Molecule: messenger RNA, 1105 nt
Organism: Telopea speciosissima
Lineage: Eukaryota; Viridiplantae; Streptophyta; Magnoliopsida; Proteales; Proteaceae
Product: cytochrome P450 CYP736A12-like
Exons: 2
Coding region: 23-1105 (360 amino acids)
Molecular function (GO): oxidoreductase activity, acting on paired donors, with incorporation or reduction of molecular oxygen; monooxygenase activity; iron ion binding
Source: RefSeq, a predicted model, not a curated record
AAAAGUUGAUUCACUCAAGCAUAUGAGGAAAGAGGAAGUUGGUCUCUUUGUUCUGUCGCUCAAAGAUCACUCUGGUGCAGUGGUUGAUGUGAGUGCCAAGGUGGGUUCCCUGAUAGAAGAUUUGACUUACCGGUUGUUGAUAGGCAGCAAGGUCAAUAGAUUCAACCUCAAACCAGUUGUACAAGAAGCAUUUAUCCUUAUUGGAGCUUUCAACCUGGCCGAUUACAUUCCCUACCUCGGCUCAUUCGACCUCCAGGGAUUGGUUCAUCACAUGAAGGCAAUAAGCAAAGUUUUUUAUGAGUUCUUCAAGAAAAUCAUUGAUGAACACAUACACGAUGCUAAAAAUCGCCAAAAUAACCACAAGGGUGACUACAUCGAUGUAAUGUUACAAUUAAUGAAGGAAUCUCAAAACGCAACAGAUGAACAAGGCUAUAUGAUCGAACGAACCAAUAUUAAAGCAAUUAUUUUAGACAUACUUGUGGCUACAAUGGACACAUCAACUGUCACAGUUGAAUGGGCCCUUUCUGAACUGUUAAGGAAUCCAAAGGUGUUGGAAAAGCUACAAGUAGAAUUGAGGGAUAAAGUAGGCAGGGAUCGGGUAGUUGAAGAAGAGGAUUUAGUGAAGCUGAAUUACUUGGACAUGGUAGUGAAGGAAGUCAUGAGGCUUCACCCUGUUGCUCCAUUGCUGGUGCCUCGUGAGUCCAUUGAAGAUAUAACAAUCAACGGAUACCAUAUACCCAAGAAAUCUCAUGUCAUUAUAAAUGCAUGGGCAAUUCAACGAGACCCGAUUGUAUGGUCAGAUAAUGCUGAGGAAUUCUUGCCUGAAAGAUUCAUUGACAAUAAUAUUGACAUUCGGGGACAUGAUUUCCAAUUUAUCCCAUUUGGAUCAGGUCGUAGAGGGUGUUCGGCCAUUCCUUUGGGCCUUGUUGUAGUUAAAUUGGUACUUGCACAAAUGGUACAUUGCUUUGAUUGGGAGCUACCCAGUGGCAUGUCACCUAAUGACUUGGACAUGACUGAGAAGUUUGGCUUAACAGUUGCAAGGACCAGUCAUUUACUUGCUAUUCCUGAUAGAAAUAUUAUUCGGAACACUCAUGGAGAUCAAUGA